This is a messenger RNA of Arabidopsis arenosa, 1530 nucleotides long. NCBI's taxonomy places the organism in Eukaryota, Viridiplantae, Streptophyta, Magnoliopsida, Brassicales, Brassicaceae. The record is from the annotation of a GenBank genome assembly.
ACAAAAUAUGAGAGUAGACUUUUUUUCUAAGCCAUUCAUGGAUGAAGAGUUUCAAACAGUACCCUACUUCCAUGCCAAAUACAAAGUAGAGGAGAUUCCAGCUCAUUAUAUCGACAGAUGGCAGAACAAGGAUAUUGAAGAUCCUUCUCUAUCUUUACCGCCCCUUAACGAGUUCAUGCCAUCGCUAUUUUUUGAGGAGAUUAAACUUAUCAGUUUAAGGGACGAAGAUGAUGUUGAUGGUGAUACUUGUUUUGAUAUUUGCUUGAAUGAAGUGUCAAGCAAGCUUUUUCAUAGAGAAGACAGGUCGGCAUUGUUGUCAAAUACUUCAUUCAACCUUUACAUAAAUGUCUCUGAUAUUAAAGCCCAUAUGAGAGCUCUCAUUAUCAUUGAGAUGAUAAAAGAUGACUUAAGUGCCAUCUUAUUUAAAAAUAUCAUGGAUAAAAUGCAGAGAGAGUUCACUUCAUGGGAUAUUGUUCAACAAGCUUCUACAUUGUUGUCUGAUGUCCUUAUAGAUGGUAACAUUACCUUGGAUAAUAAAUUCAAGGUGUUGCAGAGUAUCACUUUUGAAGAUGUCAAACACUUCAAUUUUCUCUCUGAGGUGUUUUUCCAAAUGUCUUGCAAAGAAGACGAUUCUGGCAGAGAAACAACUUUCUUAGUCAUUUUAAAAGCAACCAUAGAGGUGUACUUGUACCGUGAGCUAAGGCAAAAGGAACGACUUGGUUAUGAAAUUGGUUGUGGUGUUCAUCUCAAUUCUGGCAUGAGAGGAUUCUUUGUGUAUGUGGUCUCUACAAUUCGCCAACCUAAGUAUUUGUUGGAACGCAUAUACGCCUUCAUUGGUACCGUUGGUGAAUUCUUGGAGGGUGUUGAUGAGAGCGGCUUUGAAAGUUACAAUUUUAAUUCAGAUUCAUGGCAUGGAACUCGAUGGCGGAAAAGCUUUAUGGCUACGAUGUCUCCCUUUCAUGAUGAUGUUCUCUUAUUGGGAUCAUAUGCAUCACAAAUGAUUCUGCUCUUUUUCAAGACCAGUGCCGGCCUUGAGGGGUUCCAAUGUUCAAAGUGUGAUAAAUUUAUCAAAAGCAAAGAUGAAAAGCAUUUUAGAAUCAUAGAGACUCCAGAGAUGGUGAAAUUGGAAAUGGAUCAUCAUCGUGAUUACUUUAACCUUCAAUCCUUAUAUUCUAAUCUUCUCUUUGACGAGUCUUCUGAAGAGACUCAGCUAGCCUGCGUACAAGUAAUAAGGAGAAUUCUUGGCCACACAGCCCCAAUAUUCUGGCUGACCAGCCGUCCAAAUGUGGUAAGAAAUUUUGCAGAAGCUGUUUUGGGUGUUGAAACUGAACAACUUGUGAGGAAAAUGGUCCAUGUUGUUCUUCCUAAGCUCUUGGUAUAUUGGCAGGAAAAUGCUCAAGCAGCCAAUACCUUGAUCGAACUAGCCAAGUUAUUAGACACAGAUGUGGUACCUCUUAUAGUAAACUACAUGGCUCAUGGGAAGAUCUUAUGGUAUCUAUAAAAAAUCUAAAAUUAAGUUAAAAGGUAUUU